Cooperia oncophora is the source of this 249-nucleotide messenger RNA. The record is from the annotation of a GenBank genome assembly. Lineage: Eukaryota; Metazoa; Nematoda; Chromadorea; Rhabditida; Trichostrongylidae.
AUGUGGUUUCAGAGCUGUCGCCGCGUAACGUUACGUGCUGACUAUGCUGACUAUUGUGCAAAAGGCAUGGUGACUCUCAUAGCUGGUGGCGGAUCGGGACACGAGCCCUACGCUGCAGGCUAUAUUGGUCCCGGAAUGCUCACAGCCGCUGUAGCUGGUAAUGUUUUCGCUUCUCCGCCCUCUCGUCACGUCAGUGCGGCUCUGAACUCGACUACUACAAAAGGUAACAUAACUACAGCUGAUGUGUAG